UGAAAGAAGAGGCGAGAGAAACCGGACCUGCCAGAAAACCCUAAACAAAUCGUCAUCCCUAACAUCCAGGGAAAAGGAGGGAUCAGAGCACUAGCUCCAAAUGUCCCGCUGCUGCUGUUGUGGACUACACAGGAUAUCUGUCAUUUCACACAGAUUUCAUAUUCGUUUGCUUGUGGAUUAUCGCUUUUGAGCAUUGAACGCAUGAGGUCAUGAAUUCGGCUGAACAGACCAUCACAUGGUUAAUAACGCUGGGUGUCCUGGAAUCACCCAAAAAGACACUAUCGGAUCCUGAAGGAUUUUUACAGGCAUCUCUCAGAGAUGGAGUGGUUUUGUGUAAACUGCUGGAACGACUGCGACCCGGUACAGUUUAUACGAUCUAUCCGGACCCGAGGAAGGACGAGUGUUUGAGUAAUAUCAGAGAGUUUGUGAAAGGCUGUGCAUUAUAUCAGAUUGAGGUGUUUGAGGCCAACGACUUACUUCAGGGCCAGAACUUCUCCAAGGUCUUGAAUUGUUUGGUUGCACUCAACAAAGCAACUUCAGAGUCCGGCGGUGGGAGUAAUUCUGUGUGUUCUCGUCACUCGUCUUCUCUGCGGAUCAAGUCCUUUGACUCGCUCAACUGUUCGUCCAAUCACAGGAGAUCAUCCAGACACAAGUACAACCAGUACCGCAGUCUGGACAUGUCUGAAAACAGUGCCCCUCAGGUGCUGGUGAAAGCUCGGUUUAACUUCCAGCAGACCAAUGAGGAUGAGCUGUCCUUCAAUAAGGGUGACAUCAUCCAGGUGACGCGGCAGGAAGAGGGCGGCUGGUGGGAGGGGUCUCUCAAUGGCAAGACCGGCUGGUUUCCUAGCAACUACGUCAAAGAGAUCAAAGGCUCUGACAAACCUGUGUCUCCCAAGUCUGGAACACUGAAGAGUCCACCCAAGGGCCUUGAGACCACUAACUUUUGCAAGACUUACUAUAAUGUGGUGGUUCAGAAUAUUGUACAAACUGAGACCGAAUACUGUAAAGAGCUGCAGACUCUCCUCUCAACAUAUCUGAGAGCAUUGCAGCCCACCGACAGGCUCAGCGUGUCAGAUAUCAGUCACAUCAUGGGAAAUCUAGAGGAGAUCAGCUCUUUCCAGCAGACACUGGUGCAUUCACUGGAGGAAAGCGUCAAAGUUCCAGAGAGUCAGCAGAGAAUAGGAGGCUUCUUCCUGUCCCUCAUUCCUCAGAUGAGGAGUCUGUACGUGACCUACUGCUCCAACCAUCCAUCUGCGGUUAAUGUUCUCACACAACACAGUGAGGAACUAGGAGAGUUUAUGGAAAGUAAAGGUGCGAACGCCCCUGGAAUUCUCACACUCACAACAGGCCUGAGCAAACCCUUCCUGAGACUGGAGAAAUACCCCACACUACUGAAAGAAAUGGAGCGGCACAUGGAGGCACUUCAUCCAGAUUAUCCAGACAUUCAGAAGAGCAUGACCGUGUUUAAAAAUCUCUCAGCCCAGUGUCAGGAAGUGAGGAAGAGGAAGGAACUUGAGCUGCAGAUUCUGAUGGAGUCUAUUCGGGGCUGGGAAGGGGAGGGCAUUAAGACCCUGGGCUCUGUUCUCUACAUGUCUCAAGUCCUCAUCCAGAACCACGGUGCUGAGGAGAAAAAUGAGCGAUACCUCCUGCUGUUUCCUCACAUUCUUCUCAUGUUGUCUGCUAGUCCUCGAAUGAGUGGUUUCAUCUACCAGGGGAAGCUUCCUCUGACUGGAAUGGCUGUUAAUAAAAUAGAGGACAGUGAAACCACAAAAAAUGCUUUUGAAAUAUCUGGAAAUUUGAUCGAGCGGAUCCAGGUGAUCUGUAAUAACCAGCAAGAUCUUCAGGACUGGGUGGAUCAUCUACACCGGCAGACCAAACGCACUUCAACCAGCAGCUUGAAACCACAGAAUGUUCCCUGCCAUACGCUGCCGUCUCAUCCUCUCACCCCGUCCAGACACUCAGAGAAUCGCGGUGUGAGCGGAUCUCCAGUCUACCACACUCUUCCUCAUCUCUCUUCACUUGGAACUCACAGUGGGAUGAUGUGGGGGCCUCUUGAACCCCCCAAAACCCAGAAGCCCUGGAGUCUCAGCUGUCUCCGACCUGCACCUCCUCUAAAACCCUCAGCUGCGUUGUGUUACAAAGAGGAUCUCAGUAAAAGUCCCAAAAGUAUAAAGAAGAUUCUGCCCAAAAGAAAACCCGAGAGGAAGCCGUCUGAUGAGGAAUUUGCUGUGAGAAAAACUAAUUUCAAGAUCAAAGACCGCAAUAGGAGAGAGCGCGGCAGCAGCACUGGCACUGCAGCUCUGGAGGAGGAUGCUCAGAUCCUGAAAGUGAUCGAAGCAUACUGCACAAGCGCUAAAACACGGCAAACACUCAACUCAACAUGGCAGGGCACUGAUUUGAUGCAUAAUCAUGUGCUGGCUGAUGUUGACCAAUCGUAUGUGGAUGCUGUGGGUUGUCGUAGCAGCGGAUUUCCCUCCUCUGACCAAUCUGAAGACUCGGACUAUGACACUAUAUGGAUAACUCACACUAACAGAAUUGGUUCUAUGUCCCGAUCAAGGAAGGAGUCAGGGCCACACAUGCUUUUUCCUGAGGAGGAAAAAAUCAUUGUGGAAGAGACAAAGAGCAAUGGUCAAACCGUAAUCGAAGAAAGGAGUCUGGUGGAUACAGUUUAUGCCUUAAGGGAUGAGGUACAAGAACUUAAGCAGGAUAACAAGAGGAUGAAGCGAACUCUUGAAGAAGAACAAAAGGCACGGAAAGAGCUGGAGAAGGUUGUCAGAAAAGUGUUAAAGAGUAUGAAUGACCCAUCCUGGGAUGAGACUAAUUUGUGAGCCCAUCUGUGCAUUUAUAAAUGAAAACCGCAUCUGAUAAUUGUGUGUUGAGUGUAGUCCUACGUCCUGACCAAAAAUACUUGUAAAUAUUGUGACAAAACUGGACUUGAUCCCCUCAGUCACAGUAUUAUGCCUUUUUAAACCUGAUCCUUUUUAAGCCUUUUUUGUUUGCCAGUGCCAAGUAUCUAGUUGAACCCAUUUUCAGAUAUGCUAAUGAUAAGGAAAUGUUUUGAGGCUGGACAUCAUCUAUCAGAAACUAGCUUCUCGUCUCUACAGGAUCAGGUGUGGUCUGGCAAAGCUGCCAAAAUAACUUCUUGCAGUUUGAUCAUUUAGUUCACCGUCACAGAUGUCGUUGGUUCCUAGUGUAAAACUGGGAGUCUCAGGGAUGAUACACACACUGUACCUACAAAUGUUGCCAGGCCUGAAUCACUGCCUGCGUCCGCUGACUUUUAGAAUCAUUAGCCAAUAUGUUCAAUAAGUGAUGACAUUUAGUAGAAUUUUUCCAAUGGAAAACCUUGCAAUGCAAUACUGGAGACAAAUCUGAGAGAACUAGUCUUAAAUGAUUACAUUUCAAAGUUGCUUUUACAAUAACCUCAGUUUUAAUUACGUCCGGUUGAUCUUUUGCAGCUUGUCUCUUUUUUACUUUUAUUAUGGUCCUUUAACCCUAAUUGUGCAUUCACAGAUUUUGUUUUGUACAGAAAUAAUCCUUUAUUGUAUUUAAUGCUCAGAAAUGUGCCUUUUUGGAAAAAGAGAUUUCCAGAAUUUUGUCAGCAUUUCUAGCUCUGUCAGCAUUUCAAAGAACCUUUGUAAGAAAACUGUAUGCAAGAUUUAUUUUAAAUUAACACUGAAUCUGUGGUUAGGAACUGACAGAUUAAGAGUCUUCUAUGUUGUCUGUCUAAUUUAUGUAUUUAAAUGAAAUAUUGUCUACUGCAAAAUGACUGUGUAUUGUGAAAUUUCCAGAUAACCUCGACUACUUUCUCUUUCCAAAGCACUCUCUCUAUCUUACUCUAUAUUUCUUGCUGAUUGAAUUAAAUAAAUACAAAUUCUUACUGUGA
This is a messenger RNA of Ctenopharyngodon idella (grass carp), 3883 nucleotides long. It is a transcript of the gene arhgef7b, whose product is annotated as Rho guanine nucleotide exchange factor (GEF) 7b. The transcript has 23 exons. Bases 210 to 2828 code for a protein of 872 amino acids. Gene Ontology annotation, molecular function: protein binding; guanyl-nucleotide exchange factor activity. Gene Ontology annotation, biological process: intracellular signal transduction. NCBI's taxonomy places the organism in Eukaryota, Metazoa, Chordata, Actinopteri, Cypriniformes, Xenocyprididae. The record is from RefSeq and is a predicted model, not a curated record.